AGAGAGAGAGAGAGAGAGAGAGAGAGAGAGAGAGCGCUGUGAGGCGUGAACAUGAGCUGUGAACAAGUGGAGGACUCGACUACACAAAAAAUGGAAUAAAAAAUGAAGGAAAGAACAGGAUAGGUAGUACUGACAUCACCAGCAUGGCACUGGUAAUGUCAGAGAUAUGAAUACACCAAGAGAGAGUAGAAAAACGUGACUUGUUUUUUGAGCGCGUGCUCGUGCGCAGUUCCCGCACACCGCGGCACACCUGUUCUAAUUACCACACCUGUUCCAUUGGGCGAGGCGAGAGAGGGCUGCACCCUCCUGUCGGUGUGGCUCGCUCGGUCAGCCCUGCAGCACCGCGUGCUCCUGCACUGUGUCUGACCUUCCUUAGUCAGCAGGCGGGGCGGACUGCAGAAAGGAGGAAGGAGAAAGAGACACGCGACGGAGAGAGAGAGAGGUAUAGAGAGGGAGUGUCCACGGGAGCACAGAGGAGAAGAGAGUCAGAGAGGGAGGGAGAGAGAGAGAGAGAGAGAGAGAGAGAUGUAGUAGACACGAGCAAGACGGAGCCGUUUCCACUGUUGGGUCUGUUUAGUCUAGUCCGAACAAACGCCGUCUCUGUCCUUGCUGUCAGCAGAUCAAGUCGUGUCUGGAGCAGUGGCCCCAAUGCAGGCGAAUGUCCCGCCAGAAUUGAACACAGGUCGGCUUGGUUAUUGGCUUUUGGAUCGCGAGCCAACAUCCAUCCUGAAGGUGGAGCUUGUCGUCUUUUGAUCUUGUGUUCGAAAACACAAAUCUUAACCUCCCCAGAAAAGGCUUUUUUCUGCGCUGGACAUAUUCCUUUAUCAUUUUGUUAAUUUUUUUCAAGGUUUACUUCCCCCAAACCACCACUUUUGAAAGCAGACUGGGAGAACUUGCGGGGAUCUCCUUGCAUACUCUCACAUAUGGAAGAGUCUGGGGGGCGAGGGGUGAGGACGGUGGGUGACGGGGUGAGGGCCGGGGAUCGGGACCCCUCACAGAGGCUCUCUCCGUUCCGCAUGCUCCGUAUGCUGGAGGCUUGCAGAACCCCAGGGAACCGCAUCGGCAUCGUCCAUGAGAAUGUGAAGAUGGGCUCCGACGGGGAGAGCGACCAGGCGUCCGGUACAUCUUCUGAUGAGGUCCAGAGUCCUGUGAGGGUCCGCAUGCGGAACAACCACCACCGACGGAUCUCCAAUGAGGACAUAAACAAGCGCCUCUCUCUCCCAGCUGAUAUCCGGCUUCCGGAGGGAUACCUGGAGAAGUUUGCGAUGAAUAGCCCGCCCUUCGAUAAGCCCAUGAGCCGCCGGCUACGCCGAGCCUCAUUGUCUGAAAUAGGCUUUGGAAAACUGGAAACGUACAUCAAACUGGACAAAUUAGGAGAAGGGACCUACGCCACCGUGUUCAAAGGGCGGAGCAAGUUAACAGACAACCUGGUGGCGCUGAAAGAGAUCCGGUUGGAGCACGAGGAGGGGGCGCCCUGCACGGCCAUCCGUGAAGUGUCUCUGUUGAAGGAUCUGAAGCACGCCAACAUCGUCACUCUGCACGACAUCAUCCACACUGACAAGUGCCUGACGCUGGUGUUUGAGUACCUGGAGAAGGAUUUGAAACAGUACAUGGAUGACUGCGGUAGCAUCAUGAGUGUCCACAACGUCAAGCUAUUUCUCUUCCAGCUGCUGCGAGGUCUUGCCUACUGCCACAAGAGGAAAGUCCUCCACAGAGACCUCAAGCCUCAGAAUCUGCUCAUCAACGAAAAAGGAGAGCUCAAACUAGCUGACUUUGGUUUGGCCAGGGCCAAGUCGGUCCCUACCAAGACGUACUCUAACGAAGUGGUGACAUUAUGGUACCGGCCCCCAGACGUGCUGCUGGGCUCCACUGAGUACUCUACACCCAUUGACAUGUGGGGCGUGGGCUGCAUCUUCUACGAGAUGGUCACAGGCCGGCCGCUGUUCCCCGGUUCCACAGUGGAGGACGAGCUGCACCUUAUAUUCCGCAUCCUGGGUACGCCCACGGAGGAGACCUGGCCCGGCUGCACCAACAGCGAAGAGUUCAAGACCUACAACUUCCCCAAGUACAACGCGGAGCCCUUGGUCAACCACGCACCCAGGAUAGACAGCGAUGGCCAUGAUUUGCUAUCCAAACUCCUGCAGUUUGAGGCCAAGAAGCGUAUUUCAGCAGAAGAUGCUCUCCGGGUGCCUUACUUCAAGAGUCUUGGAGAGCAGGUUCAGUCACUAGUUGAUACUGCCUCACUCUUCUCAAUAAAAGAAAUUCAGCUCCAUAAAGACCCAGGCAAGAGGUCUGCUGUUUACCCAGAAUCAGCAAUGGCACAUAAGAUAGGCUCCGCCCCCUCGCAGUACUUCCAGCGAGAAGCAGCCAAUCCCAGGGCUCAGAGUCAGGCUCUCGCCUCCCCUUCCACAGGCUGAUUGGCCAGAGUCCAUCUGCCCAGGGGAAGAGUAGAAGGCAGAGUGUGUUGUUUUAGUGUCGGAGGGGUCCAGUGAAGGUGUGGAGGCAGGGAGGUCCGGUCUCAGACACGCGCUCACUGACCCCCACCGCACAAACUAAACAAACGGAGAGACACACACUCUCGCCAGGGACGUGCCGUAGGAGGCAACAAUGAUGACAACAACAAUGACAACAACAUAAACAACAACAACACCACAUCACCACAAACAAACAAAAAAAAAACGGAAGAAGAAACCAGAACUAUAAAAGAAACUGUCAACUACGCCCGAAUCGAGAUUGAGAAACUGCGACCUUAAACUUGAUAGAAGAUAAAUAAAGUAACUCCCCACUACCGAGAGAGAGAGAGAGGGAGAGAAAGAAGAGAGCAUGAAGAUGGGCAGGGGAGAAAAAAAGAGAGCAAGAGGAUUCUCAUUGCUGCUGCUGUUACGACAGCUGCCCAGGGGAGGGCAGUGUGUACGACGUGGACUUUAACAAAACCUUGCUGUAUCAGUGAGAAAGAGGGGAAACCUAGCCCUUGGAAGGGAUGGCGGACACACUUAAAAAAGAGCAUGAGAGAGAAUGCAACCGUCUUUCUCUCCUUUGGUCUUUUUAUUUGGGGUCGGCUGAACUGUUGUACAUAAAGAGAAGGAGUUUUAGAACUCUGCUUUUUUGUUUUAUAAAUAUCAGCCUGAAUCCCAAACUCUAAAGACGUCACCUUAUACAUGCAGCCCUUAUAACUAUUUGCCUUUUCCAAUAGAAAACAUCUGACAGACAGGCACACUUGCCCCCUCUCCUUCUUACUUUCGACUCUCUUGUCUCUCACAAACACACACACACACAUACAUGCUCUCACACACAUGCAAACACACAUCCACACACACACACACACACACACACACACACACACACACACACACACACACACACACACACACACACACACACACACACACACACACACACGCACACACACACACACACACACACACACACUAAUAACUAAGAACAUUUGAUUUACUUGAACAUUAUCACGUUUAUGAUUGGAGUUUACCAUGAUAACCUUUAGCACCUUAUUGGCCAGUAGUGGUUACACUCAGCCAGCUGUCACUCAGUAAGAUGCAGAGAACUCACCAGAAAUGUAUAUAGAAACACUAAACUAGCCAUGUGUAAAAAUGAGGCAGGAGUAUGUCCUUUCAAUAAUGGAAUUGGCUGAUAACCAUUGGUCUCACUUUUUGGCAUGUCAUCGUUACAUGUUAGAAUAAAAGUUUGCGAUCUGAUUCAGUGUGCUAGUAAGUCAAUCAUAACGGAAACAGGGAUUAAGAAAAUAGAUCAAUGUAAAAAAAGUUGAAGUGUACAAUUACGUGCUCAUUCUCAGACCCUCGUUCCUCUACUGCCUUUACUAUGAAGGUUGUUUUGACUUGUCGUGUUCUGUAGCAUCGAUGUUCAACUGUUCUCUUUGCACCCGAUUUUACCUCUUUACUGACAAACCCUUUGUCAGUUACCUUCUCCCACCUACUCCAUAUUUGUAUUCUUUUACUUUUUUAAUCUGUAUAUAUAGACACACAACCAUGAUAUUUACUUUUAAGUAAUAAGUCGGAAGCAACAAUGUCCCUGGAGGUUAUUCUCAUUCUCACUUGUGUUCCCAUGUAAAAAAACUACAAACAGCUGGUGACCUGCUGUGAGCGUGUUGCACAUUCCUUGAGCUCAGGAUUAUGGGUAGUGUAGUGUUGGUAGAUGCGGUGAGGUACAGCAGCUCUUGUAAGUGAAGUCUGGUUAAGUCCCUUUUUGCAACUCGAGAGCAGACUGACUGUAUGUAAGUAUUACCUAUGAUUAUGAUAAAUAAAAGUAACAACUCUAAAGUAAUUUCAUCAAGUCACUGCUUAGGACUUAAUAGUGUUGCUGUUCAUACACCUUGCCGUUCCUUCCUCUUUUUUAAAUCCCUUCAAGCAUGUUGGCAUAACAAAAAAUAUGUUUUACUGGCGGUAUGGGAAAUGGCCCCUUCUUUACAUUGAAGUUUAAGCGAAAGGUCAGAGAAUGGUUACUAUUGAUUUGGACGUAAU
Gadus morhua (Atlantic cod) is the source of this 4496-nucleotide messenger RNA. Its product is annotated as cyclin-dependent kinase 16. The transcript has 16 exons. The record is from RefSeq and is a predicted model, not a curated record. Gene Ontology annotation, molecular function: cyclin-dependent protein serine/threonine kinase activity; ATP binding. Gene Ontology annotation, cellular component: nucleus; cytoplasm. The coding region runs from base 924 to 2417 and encodes 497 amino acids. Gene Ontology annotation, biological process: protein phosphorylation. Lineage: Eukaryota; Metazoa; Chordata; Actinopteri; Gadiformes; Gadidae.